Messenger RNA from Theobroma umbraticum, 2588 nucleotides. RefSeq names its product RING/FYVE/PHD-type zinc finger family protein. The record is from RefSeq and is a predicted model, not a curated record. NCBI's taxonomy places the organism in Eukaryota, Viridiplantae, Streptophyta, Magnoliopsida, Malvales, Malvaceae.
GCCGGCGUCACGUGCUCCGUACUCUUCCUUGCACGAUAUGCACCGCAUGGUCUCGGUGUCGGUCUCGCUCUCCGUCUCGGACUCGGAUCGGACCGCCUGGUGGCACCGGUGCCUUCGCAUUUUGGUUUUAGCUUGUGGCCCUCUAGGAAGAAAAGGUUUUGUUCUGUUUUGGGAAUUCUGAAGAUGGUUGUUGAGGAGGGGACAAGCAAUGGUGAAGGAGCAGAGUGUGGAAAGGUGGUUCAGUGCUUCAAGAGUGAACCAGUGAAUAAUGGGUUUGGAUUUGAAUUUGUGAAUGAUUCUGGUGAUGGGAGUUCAGGGGCAAGUGAGAAUUUUCGAACAUAUAAGAGGCGGAGACAGUUAAGGUCAAGUUCAAAGGUCAAAGUGCAGGUUGAUGGAAGGGCUUCCACAGACCAGGUCCCUCUUCCUGAGAUAGAUCAUUGUGCUUCUUUGAAUGCUUCAAAUGAUCGUAUACAGAGGCAGUGGAGAAAUGUUGUAUUGGAGCACAUGCAUCAGUUAUUAAGUGGUGAUGAAGGUGGUAUACAGCGUUGCAUUCGAGAUGCACUUUUAUUUCAUCCAGAAAAUGGUUGUAAUGUGACAGUUAAGGAACCUGACACUUCUCACGAAGAUAGACUGAAAUGCUCUUUGCAAGCAGGGCGAAUUCCUAAUGGAAGUAAGCAUACAGCUGAGGGGCUGGAGGGUGUGAUAUCUAAUGGGUCUUUAAAAGAAAAUCCUCAAACUACCACUGAGAUGUGCCAGCGUGUUUUCUUUGAUGUCAUAAUUUCUGAAAAGUUCACAUCUUUGUGUAAGCUACUAUUUGACAAUUUCCAAGGGAUCAAGGUUGACAGCCUUUUUCACUUAAGUGUCAUAAAUUCGAGGAUGAAAAAUGGAGUUUAUGAGCGAUCGCCUAUGCUUUUCUCAUCAGAUAUUCAGCAGGUAUGGAGAAAACUUCAAGACAUAGGAACUGAAAUUGUAUCCCUUGCAAAGAGCCUCUCAAACAUAUCAAGCAGUUCCUAUAGUGAACAAUUCUGUACUCGGGAACCAGUGUCUCUUGCUAAACUGGAGCAAACUGAAGCUUGUGGUGUGUAUAAAGUUUGCACUUGCAGGCAUUGUGGGGAGAAGGCAGAUGGGAAGGAUUGUUUGGUUUGUGAUUCAUGUGAGGAAAUGUACCAUGUUGCCUGUAUUGAGCCUGCUGUGAAGGAGAUUCCUCCAAGAAGUUGGUAUUGUACCAGCUGUACUGCUAAUGGAAUGGGAUCUCCACAUGAGAACUGUGUGAUAUGUGAGAGAUUGAAUGCCUGCAGGACUCUUGUUACUGAUGAAAAUCAUAAUGCAAAUUGUAAAAUAUUUACUGAAUUGGAGGAACAUUCAAACUGUAGUGUCGAUAAUGGGCUUCAGUUAUCACCAGGGAACAGACACCCGUGUGUUUGUAAAAUUUGUGGAGGUGGUGUUGAAAAAGGUCAGAAGUUAAGGAGUUGUGAGCAUCCCUACUGCCCCAGUAAAUAUUAUCAUAUGAGGUGCCUGACAAUGAAGCAGUUAAAAUCAUAUUGUUCCCACUGGUACUGCCCUUCUUGUCUGUGUAGAAAUUGCCUCAUUGACAAAGAUGAUGAUAAGAUUGUUUUAUGUGAUGGCUGUGAUGCUGCUUACCACAUUUAUUGCAUGAAACCACCACGAACUUCAAUUCCAAGAGGGAAGUGGUUUUGCAGAAAAUGUGAUGCCGGGAUCCAGCGAAUACGCAGAGCUAAAAGAGCAUAUCAGAAUAUGGAAAAUAAGCUGAAAAUGAAAGGCAUAGGAGGCAAAAUGGCAUAUGAUAAUCUGGGAAUGAGUAUGAAUCAAAAACACGGAGAGGAGUCAGAUAAAAGUAGAGGUGGAGUGGACAUGCUUCUAACUGCAGCUAAUACUCUAAGUUUCGAGGAGAAGUUGGCUGCCAUACAGAUGAAGAGUUAGAAAGAGCCUUGCGUUUGGAGGACAUGAGGAGAUUCAAAUUUCAUGGUAAAUGCAUUUGAUUUUGUAUGGGUAACUCAAGAGUAACAACUUAUUUUCACUUCAUUUUUUCGGCUGGGAAACAAGAUAUAUUUUGGUAGGUUGUAAACUUCAUUAGGUUUUGUUGGCAUUUGGAUACAGAGAUCUGAGCAAGACAUGAUUCUGAAGGCUGUAUAUUUUUGGUUUGGCACUGCCAAAUUCUUGAUGUGUAGUACUUUGGUCCCUGCUUGAUGAAGGGGAUGGGGGAAUCAUCCACUAACAGGGGGAGUGUGAAGUAAUGUUAGUUUGUACUAUUGAGAAUACAUAGUUCAGACUUUAGGGGAGGUUAUCAGAGGCAAUUGUUUCUCACCAAUGUUGUAUAAUGUGGAGAAAGCUCUGACCAAACAAACCUGUUUUUAACCAUGAAAAGUCAAGGAUAACUUUCCUUUUUGCUUGUGCUUUUUGAUGCAUCAUUGUUCCUUCCUCACUAGGGAAGUUUGCUGGCUGGCUCUCAUAUACCUCCCAUUGAAACAGGUUCUGGAUUUGUAAUCUAUAUAAUUCCUCCAUGCUUGUUGGCUUCUCACACAGUAAAUAUAUAAUACUUGCGUAUAGAGCUUUAUAUUUUCUGGUCA